Schizophyllum commune H4-8 is the source of this 3266-nucleotide messenger RNA. RefSeq lists its product as uncharacterized. The transcript is spliced from 5 exons. The record is from RefSeq and is a predicted model, not a curated record. Gene Ontology annotation, biological process: mRNA splicing, via spliceosome; regulation of alternative mRNA splicing, via spliceosome. NCBI's taxonomy places the organism in Eukaryota, Fungi, Basidiomycota, Agaricomycetes, Agaricales, Schizophyllaceae. Gene Ontology annotation, molecular function: mRNA binding; N6-methyladenosine-containing RNA reader activity. Gene Ontology annotation, cellular component: nucleoplasm. The coding region runs from base 237 to 2828 and encodes 863 amino acids.
CUGGCACCAUCCCCCCGCUGGCUCUUGUCCGAUUCGAGAUAUUUCCGCGUGUUUUCGCGUCUUGAAGAUGCCCCUCUGAUCCCCUCUUUCUUUUUUCUUCAGAUUUUCCGUCAUCCCCUCCUUCCUCUGAGUCCCCCGUGCAUGAGACGUCUGUAACAGGACCUGUAGCACAGGACGAACCGCGCCCGGGCGUGAAAGAUCCGCCAGUUGGAGAUCCGCACCGCGAUGCUUUGGGAAUGGCGCCAGACUCAGGACGAUUGCCACCGCUCGGUCACCCACGACGCCCGCAGCAACCACCGUCUUUAUCGCAACGAUCUCAGCGCCCCCUUCACUCAGAUCUUGCACAAGUCGGCGCCGUUGGCCCCCCUCCACUCUUCGGCCAGCAUGCGUACGCCCCCGCGUCGGGCUCUCACUACAACCAGGGCUCUGGCUUCGCGAACCAAUACACGCUCGCCCAACCCCAGCAGUCUCUGAGCAUGGUCCAUUCGCCCCCUGCACCCUUCUUCCCCGGCUACGCUAUGCCGCCCGACAACGCCAUGAUGCCUCAAAACAUACACGGCAAUUAUCCCAUGAUGCAGCAUCACGGCUCGGUGUACGGGUACCAGCGUCAGUCGCCGCCUGAAGGCUCGCCAGCACCACAUACACCCUACGCCGGCGCAGGCCCAUCCCAGGUGUACUCCCCGCAGGUGAAUCCGUCCCCUCCGCCAUUAUCACCCUCGCACUCCGGCUCGCCCACGUACUCCGGUUCAGGGCAAUUCCAGUCCUUACGUUACUCCACUCUCCCCAACGCUCAGUAUGGCUAUCCAGCUCCGCCGCCAUCGUUCUCCGCCUCCCCACCCUUGUACCAGAGCCCUCCAUUCAACCCGGGAUAUGCGACUUAUGCUCCUUCCGGUGAUUCAGACGGCUCACAAGGAACCUGGUGGUUCAUGCCCCACGCCGCAUCGUCGUACGACUCCGCGCAACCGCCGUAUCAAUAUACGAUGGGCUAUCCACAAUCGCUGCCGCCGCCGGACUCAGACACGCCGCCAUACACGCAACGGCAUACACCAGCGCCCGUUCUCGCCUCGCCCGUCCCUUCGCCACGCUCCGCCGUACCAAUGGCGUCGAGCGCCCGUCCUCCAGUAGUCCCGGGUAGCGUCUCCUCGCCCCUCGCUCUAUCACCACCGUCGUCGCAACAGUCGCCUAGGCCCGAGAGCAACAGCGGCAGCUCCUAUCGCGCCGGUGGUAGCGAGCGAACGCCCGUGCGCCGCCCAUACCACCCGAAUCCGCCCGCUCACCGUUCGGAGUGGGUCAUGUGGGUAGGAAACGUGCCCUCGGACGCGACGCAUGAGGAGCUUUACCGCUUCUUCAACGUGCCCUACGCUCCUGGCGAGAAUACUACCGGCGUCGUCUCCAUCUUCCCCAUCUCGCGCUCGAACUGCGCCUUCGUCAAUUACUCUGGCCAGGGCCCGCUCGAGGAGGCCAUCAAGCGUUUCAACGGCAAGCAACUUCGUCCGAACGAUCCACGGUGUCCGGGCUUCGUCUGUCGUGUGCGCAAAGUGGACGACGACCUCAAGGCGGGUGUCGGCGCGCAGAGGGGGAUGGGCAUACACUCCAAGUGGAUUCGCGACCAGAACAAGAACAAGUUGAAGGCGGGUCCGCCAUCGGUUGCCUCGGCCACGUCCGCCGCCUCGGAGGACGCGCCGCCUACCACUCCAUCCAGCGCCUCCGGCGACGUCGUCGCGGGCAUGUCGAACCUUUCUAUGUCCAGCGACGACCAGUCCGCGACGACUGGUCUCAAGUCGAACAGCUCCGGCUCCUACGCGUCUACAAAUUCCAGUCUUCUUGCGAGUCACUUCCCGAAGCGGUACUUCAUCCUAAAAUCGCUCACGCAGUACGACUUGGAUCUCUCGGUUGAGAAGGGCAUAUGGGCGACGCAGAAGCAUAACGAGGGCAUCCUCGAUCAGGCGUACCGCACGUCGAAGGACGUUUACCUCAUCUUUGGCGUGAACAAGAGCGGCGAGUUUUACGGGUAUGCGAGGAUGGCGGGGCCUGUCAAGGGCGAGCGCAAGGUAUCGUGGGCCAGCCGUGCGGGCGACUUCUCACCGUCGGUAUCGCCCACGACCGGCCGUCAUAAUUCGAUCACGGCUGAGGAGGGCAUCGCUUCUUCGGCCGCUAAGUCCCCAGUCACCAACUUCCUAUCACCAGCGUCGGGCCGCCUGGUCGACAACUCUCCUCUGCCGCUCAGUGGGGACUCAUCGGCGCGGCCUACUGCUAUGCAGCAGCCGCAGCCUGCGAAGAGUGCGCCAGCCGAGUUCGGCGCCCGCCACCAGCUCUCUCUGAGCAUGCACCCGGUCGGGCGGCAUACUCACGAGGACCAGCCGAGUCCCGAGUUCGCGCUCGACGAGACGGCGCCGCUCAAGGCGCAGCGGAACGCUCCGGCGAGUGCUACCACAACUGACGCGUCCGUGCGCGCGUCUGGUGAACGGGAGCAGUCUGAGCCGUCGAAGCCGCCCAUUCCGUCACGUACCGACAGCGGCCGCGAGGAGACAUGGGGCGAGUCGUUUAAGGUGGAAUGGCUUUGCACGAAGCGCCUACCCUUUUUCCGUACGCGCCAUCUCCGCAAUCCCUGGAAUCACGAUCGGGAGGUGAAGGUGUCGCGCGACGGGACGGAGCUCGAGCCAGCCGUUGGGCAGCGCCUGCUCGACGAGUGGGAGAAGUUGGCGAGCGAGCCGAUACCCUCCCCGGCGGCCGAAACCCCUGCGGCUAAGGAUGCACCAUCUCCAGCACCUAAGCGGACAACCCCGGCCGCACGAGAGCCCCGUCGCCGAGACGCCGGGGGUUCAUGAUCAUGAUAUACGACGAUCAUUCAAAAACAUCAUCGCACGACCACUCACAAUCCCGCAUAAACGCAUCGCAUUCAUCACGGCAUCCACAGCAUCUCGGUCUUUCCUCUCGUGAGUUGCUCAACCAAUUGUUGGAUUAGGGACUGGGUCGUCACACGUAUCUCCUAUAGUACCCUUCGCACUGUGCUCCGCGCAGCAUAAUUUGCCAGUACUUACCUACUUACCAUCAUCCUCCCUGCUUCUCUGCAUGGCAUGAUCUUGUCAUUCACGAAACAAGUAAUGUCGACGUCCUCUUCACUGCACGUACCUUCUUUUGGAUAUUGCGAGGUACCCUCCGCUUGUCGCGCUAUUUACUAGUCGCUGUCUGUUGUCCUGAUUACCCAGUAUGUAGCUAUAGCUCUGCUCUCACCGUUUGGCACCAAUACACGCAUUCACGCCGCA